AUUGGCCAGAAUUGCUCCUCCGAGCUUCCUAUUGGCUUGAUGAGUUGCCCCGCCAGUGGAGUGUAGAAACAGCGCCACAAUUGAACAGCGUUCAGUGUUUGUCCUGUGCGGAGUGUUUGCAGUCAAAUUGGAACAAAUACAUUCAGAUAAUAGAAGCUAAUCUUCGUUCACAAAGAUCGUAGAUGUAUUAAGCGUUCAGUUAUCGUCCGGGAGAUUCGAGCUUUCGUAAGUUAAGGACACUAACAGAGGGAUCUGAUGCCGCGGUAGCUGGAAGCUAACGUUGCUAACGUUAGCAGCUGUUAGCUGAAGUGUCCGGUGUUUUCGGCGUUUAGUUGCUGUUCGCAGACCGGCUCUGUGGACGGGAGCAGGGAUGAGCUGUCCGGUGAAGCUCCAGGCGCUGCCGUCUGGAGUUUUUGAGGCGGUUGUAACUCCAGAGAAUGUGAGAGGAAGGAGCUCAGUGAGCUCUUUUGCGCCGCUGACUUUUCCCAAAUCCAGAUCAGCUCUGUGGGAUGGCAGCCCCGCAGGAGAGAAGAUCCACCUCCAUCUCUGCGCUCAUAGGAAGCCUCGGUUGGUGCUGCUGGAGAAAGCUCUGCGCCUGGCUCAGCGCCACGUCCGUCACAGCAACAAGCCCCGCCUCCAGUGCUUCUUCCUGGGAUCAGUGUCUGUAGACGCAGAUGAAGAGGGGGUCACAGUGACUCUGGACCGGUUCGAUCCUGGUCGGGAUAAGCCCGGAGCCUCGGGCAGGAUUCCUUCUGCUCUGCUGCCCGGAGACAUCCUGGUUCCCUGUUUGUUCUCCACACAGGCUGAGAUGCCAACUGAUGCCGUCCAAUCAGAGGCUGAGAUGCAUCACUGCUUCAAGAUGUUGCAGCAGUUUGUGAGCAGCAGACAGACUCUGGAUCUGUCUCAGGUGAUAAAGGUCAGAGGUCGCAUUGUCCUCUCUCAGCAGUCUGACGCCGCAGCAUUCAGCCUCAGCUGGUCGUCCGUCUGUCCGUCCGUCAGCGUGGAGGUUCAGCCGGUCCGAGCCGUCCCUGUCAUCCCCACAGCUCUGCUGAGGAGUCUGACCAGCAUCAACCGACCGCCACACACUGCCAACCGACAGCGAGGGUUUCUGACGAUGGAUCAGACCAGAAAACUCCUCCUGCUGCUGGAGUCUGAUCCUAAAGCCUCCAGCCUGCCGCUGGUCGGACUCUGGCUGAGCGGAGUCACACACGUAUACAACCCUCAAGUGUGGGUGUGGUGUCUAAGGUUCCUGUUUAGCUCCGCCCUCCAGGACAGGGUUUUCUCAGAGAGCCGCUGUUUCCUUCUUGUUCUGUUCGGCUCCACCCACAGAGCGCCUCAGUUCUUCCAGUGUCGAGGACCAGGAUCAGGACUGGGACCGGGACCACAGCUGGACUACCAGCUGCUGAGCGCCUCCCAGUGUGUUACACUGUACCAGCAGGUGGGGUCGGUGGAGGGUCAGACUCUGCAGUGUGAGCUGAGUUCAGAGGAUCACAGCAAACAGAUGGAGAUCUUCAGGAAGGCUCGGAGCUCUUUCAACAGUGCCCCCCCUCCAGCUGCCGGCCUGUCAGUCAGUGAUCAGGACUCCGGAGUGGAGGAUGAAGACCUGUCUCCACGACCGUCCCCGAGCCCCCACCUCCCCGCCCAGCAGGCUCGGAGAGUUCAGCCGUCUGUUCCUGAACUUUCUCUGCUGAUUGACAGCAGCUUCACCUCCACUCAGAAUGGCCCCGCCCACAGACCUCGGCCUCCACCAGCUGCUUCUGACAGGAAGUCUGCUCCUCCAGAUGGAAACACCACCUCCUCUUCCUCAGUUCCCAGAUCUCCUCCUCCUCCUCUUCACCUUCACAGUACCCCCAACUCCAACCUGCAGCAGCCCUGCACCUGCUGCUCCACCCACACCUACGACUGCACCCCCAUCUUUUCCUCCCCUGGACUCCACCCUGCUGCUGCUCCUCCACCUGCUGCAUCCUCUCAUCGCCACACUCCUCAUCCUCCCUCCAGUGUUCACCCUGCUCCACCUCCUCCUGCUCACUCCCACCACCACACUCCUCAUCCUCCCUCCAGUGUUCACCCUGCUCCACCUCCUCCUGCUCACUCCCAUCACCACACCCCUCCUGUUCCUUCCAACGACCUUCCAACUAGUCCCUCCUCCACCCGUGAUACUCCUCUGUCCUCCCAUCACCAUACUCCACCUCCCUUCUCCAACCACACAUUUUCUCCCUCAGCUCCUCCUCCUUCCCACAGCCCCUCCUCUCCCCUCUCCAGCCACCACCACAAUUCUUCUCCCUCUACUCGUCUCUCUGGUCCUCCUCCUCCCCCCACCCUCCUCCCCCCUCCUCCGUGCCCCUGCAGCCAUCCUCCUGCUGCCCCGUGGUGUGGUGACUCCCCCUCACAUUACCCUUCCCAUCUAGUGACAGCAGACCGUGCGUCUCCCCCCUGGUUCCCCCAUCCCUCCUGUGUGAACCAGUGCUGUGACAAGGUGGGGGGAGUCAUACCGACGGACACCUACCAGCUCCUCCUCCAUCAGGACCAUCAGCUUCGCCUCCUGCAGGCUCAGGUGCAGAUGUUGCUGGAGGCUCAGGGGAAACUUCAGAGCUCCGGUCAGCAGGUCAGCACUCAGACACCCAAAAGCACUGCCAGCAUUGCUGUAGGGACAGGUGCAAGUCUAUUCUGGGCAGAUCCUGUCCAGCCCCUCCCUCAUCAGGAGGCUCAUUUUCCUCCACCUUCUUCACCCACACCUCCCCCCUCGUCCUCUCACAGCUCCGCCUCCUGCGUGCCCCCCUCACACACUGACCUGUCUGUCACCAGGCCUGUGGGCGGAGCUGUGGACAGUGACAUCACAGGUCAGGAGGCUGCCAUCUCCCCCUCUAGCCAACGCAGCGAACUGCAGAGUCCAGUUCUGGGAGAGAGUGUCAGCAUGUACAGACCUGCAGACGACCAGCAGGACUUCUACCACGAGCUCAUGAAUCAGCUGAACAGUCGCCUACAGGAGUCAGACAGCACAGAGGAAGCGAGGGAGGGGGAGGAGGAGGAGCCAAGGAGGAGGAGCCUGUCUGUGGUUUCAGACAGCUCCCAUUCCUCCCAGUCCUCCCAGCCCUCCCAGCCCUCUUUGUUGUCCAGGAAGAUGCAGAAGAAGCAGAAGCAGCAGAGUUAUGGAGAUCCGGUGGUCAGCGCCACCCUGCAGCAGCUGCAGCAGCUUGGAGUUAACGUGGAUGAAGAAGAUCUGACAGAGUCUAAGAGGAAGAUGCACCAAACUGCAGAGAGCAGCAGCACUCUGGCGAGCAUCAACCCAGCAGCGGUUCUGUCCAGACUGAGCGUGUCUGAGCCGGCAGUCACCUCUUUGCUCCCAGGAGGCAGCGUGGAUCUGAGUCUGGAGGCCAACGCCAUUGCCCUGCGCUACCUGAGUGAUUCUCAGCUCAGCAGGCUGUCUCUGGGAGGCCACAUGCCCCGCCCAGGCCCCGCCUCCUCCAGUGACUCCCUGCUUUCGCCUAACAACAUGUCUGUGGCCACCAAGAAGUACAUGAAGAAGUAUGGCUUGAUUGAGGAGGAGGACGAGGAAGAGGAGGAGGUUGAUGUUGAGGAGACGUUGACUCAUCAGCCACUGACUGAAGCUCAGAAUGUGAAGCACCUCCCACAGAGUCAGCUGAUCCGCGACCUGCGGCCGAAGAUGCAACUUUUAGUUGGCAACGCCAAACAGAACACAGACGACAAGGAGAACCGUUCCACCGGGCGGCCAUCUUUAGUAAAGGCGAGCAGCCGUCCGACAGAAGGAUCGGUGGGAAACAUCCUGGACCUGAGCCGCCUCAGACAGCUGCCCAAACUCUUCUGACACACAGAUGCUGAUGGGACUAAAAUCUGCUGCACAAGUGUAAAAACUGCUAUUUUUUAAAUGAAGUCUGGUUUAUCUGAGGUGCUCAGUGUGGAAAUCUGCCACUUUUACUUUGUCACAUGAUGUUUUUUUUGUGCGUGUUUGAUCUUCUCUUCCUGAUUUUAUGUGAAUUGUUAUUUUGCACAAAGUUUUUUAUAUUUAUGAUUUGACAAAUAAAUCUGAUAAUCCCUUUAAUACCCUGACCUGAAUGCAUACGUAUUUCAGAUUGUUAAACAUUAGCUUACAGCUCACAUUGCUGACUGUCACCUGUUGGUCUGCCCCCCUGCUGGUCAGAUGGGCUUCCUGCAGCUGUCACAGUGGUUGAUCAGUGACCGUUCAGAAGCGGCAGACGUUUCCUGGAGCUCUGAGCUGUUGACUAACAGACGAUCAAUGUCUCAAAGGUUGAUGUGAUGUUUUCAGAGCACUGCAGGACACUGACCUGAGUUUAGCUCAAACUGCACACAUCUGGCCCAGAACACGCUUGACACUACCUGUUCAGAUUGUGGCACAGCUGCUUCCCACUCAGUUAAUGGAGUCUGAUAAUGAAGCUUUAAAGUCCUGAUUGUGGAUUUCUGGUCACAUUUGUGUCUUUCCACCAGCGUGAUG
This is a messenger RNA of Scatophagus argus, 4471 nucleotides long. It is a transcript of the gene serpinc1, whose product is annotated as serpin peptidase inhibitor, clade C (antithrombin), member 1. The transcript is spliced from 17 exons. NCBI's taxonomy places the organism in Eukaryota, Metazoa, Chordata, Actinopteri, Scatophagidae. Gene Ontology annotation, biological process: mitotic spindle organization; centrosome duplication; protein localization to centrosome. Gene Ontology annotation, molecular function: serine-type endopeptidase inhibitor activity. Gene Ontology annotation, cellular component: centrosome; centriole. Bases 371 to 3826 code for a protein of 1151 amino acids. The record is from RefSeq and is a predicted model, not a curated record.